This is a messenger RNA of Mizuhopecten yessoensis (Yesso scallop), 7599 nucleotides long. Its product is annotated as glypican-5-like. Gene Ontology annotation, cellular component: plasma membrane; extracellular region; cell surface. The coding region runs from base 170 to 1966 and encodes 598 amino acids. Lineage: Eukaryota; Metazoa; Mollusca; Bivalvia; Pectinida; Pectinidae. Gene Ontology annotation, biological process: regulation of protein localization to membrane; cell migration; positive regulation of canonical Wnt signaling pathway. The record is from RefSeq and is a predicted model, not a curated record. The transcript has 7 exons.
GGCCUAUUACUCAUUGACUGUGUAAGCGACUACAGGUAUACCCGAAGUGCUCGGCAGAAGUGGCGAAAACGGAAACUCGCUGUGUUUAUUCAUGGGAUAAAACUAUGUGAAAACGCGCUGUCAUUUCAUUUCAGUUGGAUAGUUUUAUACAAGGAGGUGUACUAAGUUCAUGAAAAUGGCUAGAUUUAACCCCAUUCAGUGUCUAGCGUGUGUUUUACUUUGGUCGCUGAAGGUUUCGGGAGACAGCUCUACGGAGGAUCACCGUUGUCACAAAGUUCAGCGUGAAUUUAUACACAAAAGGAUAGGUUCCUCAGCUUUAGUACCAAAUAAUCCCAUUCAUGAUCCCUCUGUUUCAAUAUGUUUUAAUGGUGCAAAAGAAACGGGCAGGAAGUCGUGUUGUACCAGCCAAAGUGAACAAAAAUAUGUGAUUGCUUCUGAAAAAUAUUUAAAAACAAGCAUUCGGACAAAAAAUGCAUACUUGAAAAAGUUACUGUUGGACCAUAUUUCGCAGUAUGAAGAGCGAAUAGCAAAUUUAGUGCAGAUGUCAGAGAACAGUACGAUACGUAUCCUGACAGACAUCUACAAUAUUCCGCGGGUCGAGCACCAAGCAAUAGUUCAAGAGUUCUACGGUGAAAUCCGACAGUACCUAAAACACAAGAAACACAUGACAUUGCGCGGCGGUGUCGCCGUGUUUUUUGACAAAAUAUUCCCAGCAGUUUACAAAAACACGCUGAACGAUGGAACAGUGACGGUUCUUUCACAGGAACACCACAAUUGCCUUAGACACAAACGUCAGGAAAUAUCACCGUCACCCUUCGGCGUUCUGCCGUCCACGAUUUCUUACAAGUUAAGUAAGGCUCUAAAUGUAGCAAAGUCCUACGUGGAAGUCCUGUCGCUUAUCGUGGAGGCAAUCAACACCACCGAUCACCUGACCAUCAACGGGAAAUGCAAGGAUCAGAUGACCCAUCUACAGUACUGUUCCCACUGUGAAAGUUACGUGGAGGCAAAACCGUGUCGCGGGUUUUGUCUCAAUGUCAUGCGAGGGUGUUUAGCGCAGUUGUCUACCCUUACCCCAGAAUGGGAGGGGCUUAUCAGACGAGGCGUUCGAUUGGAGGGUGGCAUGAGUCAGACAAAUGACAUCGAAAAAAUUCUGAAUGGUGUCGAUCGCAACAUUGAUGCAGCUGUCAUGCAUGCUUUGGAGAGUGAAGACCUAUAUGACAGAAAUAUGAAGGCUCUUUGCAAUUUCCAAGUCACUGUGUCAACCAAAUUGGCCAACACUACAUCGUCGCACCACAAGGAGCGUGGACACCACCAUCAGGCACCACUCAACAGACGCUCCAUCGGCGGUGACCUCUACGACCAGGUGCUAGAGGUUAUGAAGGAGCUGUUGACGUCCCUGCGGAUGUUUGACACAAUGUCGGAUGUAAUCUGUGACCAGGAGCUUUACUAUAACCAGAACAUGGAAAGUGACCAGUGCUGGAACGGCACAACUAUCGGCAGGUACACUCCCCUGGUGGAAGGACUCUCUGCUUAUGUCCGAGCAGUCAAUGUUGACAUGGACCCGAAAAUUAACACACUCAAGGAAAAACUUUCUCAGAUGAAAAUCAACCUGUUGACUCGAUACAGUGAACAGGAAGAGUUGAUGUUCUCCGAUUCUGAGGAUCCACAUGCAAUGUUUCAAGGCAGUGGUGACACGCUACGGGGGCACCAUAGCUUCACCACGGACGACGAAGACUUAGAUGGCUCAGGAAGCGGCCACUAUUCCAUUGGAGGAGAUGAGGGAAGUGGUGGGGGCGAUCCCGACAAACCACACGAGCCUGUCAUAACGCGACACCCACCAAAUGUAGACGAUGGUAACCGGGAGGUGAAUCCUCAAGAUAGAGACGGUAACACAGGAGCAGCCUCACACUUCACGGUCUCCAUGGCAGCCAUGUUCAUCAGUGUAGUGGUAGCCAUUUUUGUAUGAAAAACAACAACAUAUAAAGAAAUUGUAUAUGCAUUAUUAUGUGUACCAUCAGAUGUGGUAGAGGUGAGAAUAAUAAUAGAUAUCCAUUCUUCUACCGAUAGAAAAUUGUUUAAAACAUUGGCAGGUACAUCACUUGAAAUUUUUGUAGUCAAAGGGAAGUAACUCUAUCAUAAAUUAUGUCAAAAAAACUUUCAAGCAUAUAGCAAUACAGGUUUCUUAUAGAUUUUGAUUGAAAUCACAGUUCUUUUGUCACAUAGCUAAAAACCAAGAGUUUCUCAGGACAGCUCAAGCUUAUCAAACUACUGGUCUCUCAUUUAUCAAUAUUUAGCCCUGGUUUAUGGGCUGUUCCAAUAGCAAUUUUAUUUUCAACUAGGGUUAAGGUUAUAGUGAAUAAACAGCAACAUUUUGAAAAAUCAAAAUCAAAAUUCACUUAUAAAAAGGGAAAAUAAUUUCUGUAUCACAAAUAGCUUUAUUUUUGUUUAAUUUAUCCAAUGCAAUUUGGUUUUUUUAAAUCAAUCUAGUGAAAAAUAUCAGUUAUCUGGAUUCCCUUUACCAAUCAGAUUUGUCCUUACUUUCUGGUAAUUUUACCCUUUGUCCUACAGCUACCCAAGAAUCAAAUACAGAAUGAAGUGCUAUUUAUUGUGAUUUUAUUGAAAUUGUUUGUCAUUAGUGUGUGUUACAUUGAAAAAAAGGUUUUAUUGGAAAAACAAAUUAUGAUUUCAUGAUAUAGUUGACUUGUGUUUUAAUGAAUAUAUCACCUAUACCAGGUAAAUAUUUUUUUCAUUCUGUUGAAUUUUAAGAAAGAAAGAUAAAAACAAUUGUCAGAGUAAAUUAUAACCUCUAGAUAUAUACAGGCACACAUUUUUUAUUUUUUUUUAAAAAUGUUUUUUACCAGUUAGUUUUCAAUCAAACGAUCAAUUUCAUUUUAAGCAUUCAAAAGAAAAUUUCACUUAUUUUCAAAGAUUGAAAACAAAUUAAUAAGACUCAUUACAACAAUUCAAUUUUAUCUGUCUUCAUACUUAUUUUAAGUGAUUUUUAAUUUUUAAUUUUUUUAAGAUAUUGUUCUGGUGAUGAAUCUUGAAAUACACACGUUUUGUUUACCAUUGAAAUAAUUAAGACUAAUUAUAGUUAAGACACUGUCAUAAUUAGGUGCAGAUUUGACUUUUUUCUUUUUUUUUCUGUUAUGUUUAAGAGGUUAAAUAUCAUCCUGUCUUUAGUGUUGAUAUGUAAAUGAAUAUAGAUAUUAUGUUUAUUGGUUUGAAAAAUAGUUGUGGUGAAAAAGUUAUAUGUCCAUUUUGUAUGAAAUAUGAUUUUAAUGUUUAACAUUAUAAAGAUACUGAACAUUUCAAAGAUAUAUGCUACCUUACUGUUCUAUCACCUGUGAUUUGUGUGAAAAGUUAUCUCCCUCACAAAAUACCUUUAUUAGCAUUAUUUGAAUAUAACUUAGGCUCUGAUGUUUAAAUCCUGAUUCAAUUAACUUAGAUUACUAAAUUAUUGAAUGAGUUUAUUAAAAAAAGUAAUAACUUCAAAACUGAAUGAUUGUCAAAAUUUGGGAAAUACAGAAAAUUAUCAAAAAAUGUUCAAAAUCCCUUUUUUUUAAAUUCAUGUUAAUUUAUUUAAUUAGUAAGGCUUUGAAGAACUGGCCCUUGUGUAUUAUUGAAAGAUGUCUCCAUUUACCUUUCAUAUGUGUCGGCAUUUAACUCACAAAACCCAAAUCAUAAUUCCUGAAAUGAACUUGUCAGUUCAUAUUAAGGAACUCUUUGGGAAAGGAGAUUUGUAUAAAAAUCAGGUAGCAUUAGUAUGUGUUUACACAAUGUAUUAUUUUCCCUGUACAAUUCCAAUGUCAUGUGUGGAUCUGAACUAUGAUGGUUUACAAUUUUUAUUAUUUUUAAGCAGUACAUAAUAAGUUGGUCUUGAUUAAGAUAAGAAACAUGUAUUGUGACGAUUUUGAAUUGUUAUAUACCAAAAGGUGUGUAUUAUAAAUACACAAAUCAAAGCUAAGUGAUACUACAACCUGUGAAUUGGGAAAUUCAGUAAGAAAUAUUUACUUAAAUUUGUGCUGGAAUCCUUUUGUUUAUUCUUUCUUUCAUUGAAUAUUGUCAAUAACUGUCUGUAAAUAAGUUAUGGCUUAAAUUUCUUGUUCUUAUGCAAAAGUUCAUAAAAAUUAAACGGUCAAACUGCACCAAUGAAGUUAACCAAACUCAAUUUCCUGUUCAGGGGAGAUCAUUCUAUCCUAUACCUUAGCUUUUGAAGAUGAUGUCUUGAAAAAAAUAAUGAUUUUAUUACUGAUGGCACAAGAACAGCUUAUUCCCAAUUGACAGUAAUUGAGCUGUGGAGAGUAAGGCUGUUGUCAUUACUCUCAGUACAGGUCUUGGUGUCUGUACUUGUUGCAAUGAUUGUUUUACCAUUGAAUGGUGAGAUUUUGUUUUAUUUGAGAGCUCUAAGCUCAGGAUAUUUUUGUUUUAGGAUAAACAACUUCAUAUAAGGAGUAACAUUGUGCUUGCAGUGCCAUAAUCAAACUUCUAAUAAGCAAGGAAAAACAUUUUUUAAAUUAGUCAAACCUGUAUUUUAAGGACUGCCCUUCGGAAUUAAGUCCAAAAAGUUUUUUCUUAUUGCAGUUAGUCUCUUAACUAAUUUUAUAAUUUUAUCUUUGAAUUGGAAGAGUUGAAAUGCGUCUUCAGGGGUGAAUGAGUUAAUACAGGUUCAAUCCACAAUGAAAUCACUUUAAUGGAGAACAUUAAAGGUGGUCUUUAAGUAGAGGUGGUCACAUGACUAAGGUUGACUGUAAUAAACAUUUCACCAGUAUGAACAUUUCUGCCAUUUGUAAUUCUCUUAAAUACUGAUUAUUUUUUUAAUUUCAUGAAUGUUUUUAACGUGUAAGUAUUAGUCAUACUCAAUGAUAUCAAGACUUAAACGAUACGAUAUUAGAUGCCUGCACUUGCAAGUCCUUAUAUGGAUGUUGUUUAAGGUAUGGUUGAUGAUGUUGAGAGCAACACUAAGAUGAUCUGUGAUCCUAUUAUAUUCUAAUUAGUGAUUAGAGCGGUGUAAUUAACAAAGUUUAUUGUAGUUUGAUGUCUGAUCUGCCGUGUAUGUAGAUGAUGAGACAGGUUAUGUAUAUGAUGACCUGUGUCCAGUUCAUGUCCAGUUUACUCAGUCUUGGACACGACCAACACUGUUUACUUCUUUUCCACUUCCAUGUUUAUUCGAAGAUUUUGGAAACGGUAGAAGAUUAUGUAAGAUGAAUUCCCUGUACAGCUGUGUGACAAAUAUUAAGCAAAAUGACAAUAUCUGUUAGUGGAAAGUUGUUCGACUCUUCAACUCAUUCACCCCUGAAGUUUCAUAAUGAACUAUUCCAACCUUUGAAUUUGAAGAGUUCAAAUGUAUCUUUAGGGGUAAAUGAGUCAAAGCUUUACACAUUGAUGAACUACAUUGGUUCCAUAAAGAAAGUCUGUGCCUCAGGGUCAUCACAUUAUUUAACAACAUAUUGAAUUCUUCAGAAAAUUCUGGCUCUGAAAAAUAAUUUUCAAUCGUUUGUAAGAAUUUGCAUUGGAAAGGCAAAAUGUUUAACUUAGUCAAAUAUGUAUAAAUAUUGCUAUUACAAAAUGUCUAAAGACUGUGAAGUCAUUCUCUUGAUGUGUUAGCCGUGUCCAAAACUCUGUAAAUGUUUUGUUUUAUCAUUGUUAUUGUUAUUUUGUCACGAUACACAUAAUGGUAGAUUACUUUGUAUGAUAUUAAUUGAGGUUGACCUCUAAGCAUAACCUUUGACCUAUUGACCCUGUUAUAUGAAGAGAGGCAAAUGUAGGGACAUGGUGAUCAACCCAAGUUCAAAGGGCAAGGUAAUAAACUUUAUGAGGUUAAAGGUCAAGGUGAUAUAGGAGUUCAAAGGUGAUUGUUGUUGGCUUGUUGGCUUGUCAUUCUGCACAGAGUUACUCAAUAGAAGCUUUCGGGUUGACACUAAGGGGUGGGAUGGGGGCAUUGUUAAGGUUUAUGGGAGGGAUAUUGAAGCCGAGGGUGGGGCUUGUUAGUGAAGGGAGGGUCCAUCUGGUUGUGGGAUGAUAUAAACAUGAUAAAUAUGUCAAUUUGGUGAGUGGCAGGGUUAGGGAAAAGGGGAAGGGGUAGAGGGAAGAAGGGGUAGGGCUAGGAGAGCGUGUGGGAUUAGAGAGAAGGGGCGGGGCCUGUAUCAUGUACACAUGUAUGUAUUAUAACUUUUGUAAAUAUACAUAAAUAUAUAUAUAUAAAUAUAUCGGUGUAAAUGCAAAAAUAGGUUGGUUUCUACUAUAUCUGUUGGUCAGCCGUCACCAUGGUUACCAUUGUACGUUGGUCCAGUUAUUACCAUGGCUCUAAUAUGAAUCUAUGCAUCAGAGAAGUAUUUACAUCAGUUACUAAAUAAUGUAUUUACACAGUGCAUUUUAGUUUUUUAGACAAUAUACAAAUGUCAUUUAGACCAAAUUGGUACAGCAAGAUGUAGUAUAAACUGACACAGGAAUGAGUGUAUGUAUGGGUGUGCGUGUUUAUGAUGUGAUAAAAAAAUAUUGUAUUUGUAAACGAACUUCUAAAUUUUAGCAUAAUCAGUUGAUGGCACAUUUGUAAAAGUCCAUCUGUUAUUGUAUUCUUUGUGUAAUUCUGAUUUAAUUACGUUCAAUUCCCCAUCUGUUCUUAUUGUGCACUUAUGAGUUUACAGAAAGAAAGAAAAAAAAAAAAUCUCACAUAAAGCUUCAACACUGUAAGAAGGAAAACGUUUGAGUAUAUUUAUAUUUUGAUUAGUUUUUGUUCGCAUGAAUGAGUUGUCACAAUUAUUCAUGCUUAACUUAAUAAAUCUAAGUCACAGGAACACUCAUGAUCAGUAUAGCAUCUUAUGACUUCAUCUUUGAUGCAUUUCAAAAUAAGAUAUGAUUUGCUGCAAACAAAGACUUUUAACACUUUUUAACCUCUUCAUUUUCAAUAUUAUUUCACUUUCAAUGAAUAUUCAUUAGAUCUGCUUCUCUACCAAGCCAUGCCUAAUUUAAAUAAAUAUUGUAAUUUUUUGCUGUACAUUAUUUGAAUAUUCAUCGCCAUUGUUCUGGCCUAUCAGUAUCGUUCAGCAGUGUACUUAAUUUUUUUGAACAGAAAUUUUAUUUACGCAAAUUUAUUUUCAAUGAUAAUCGAUAAGCUAAAUAAAAGUUUGUUUAUAAAUGGUGUUUUUUCAGCAACAGGUUUUCAGAUUUACAAAAACUUUAUUGUUUAGUUGCAAUAAUCUUAAAGCUUGUGCAUAUUAUUUUUCAAGGGAGGUAACUCACAGGUCAAGCAGAUAUUGUAGAAUGCCAGUUUUUUCGUUUAUUUGUAACAUUUCUUAUCUUUUUGAAUCUUUCAAUUUAGAAGAUUAAAAAAGAAUUAAAAAAAAACAUGUUUUAUUUCUGCGACAAAUGUAGAAGAUUAAUAAAAAUUCUGGGUUUUUUCUUUCUAUAUUGUUGUAUGUAAAAAUUAUUCAAAGUGUUUACAGCAAGAUGCUGUAUUCAAACCCAUUAGCUUUCUGUGGUCUCUGUUUUCGCUGGCUUGCUUUCAACUUUCCCGACAUUGUAUACAUAUCUUAUGUACUGCUGUCUUGUGUCUGUUGCAAAUCAUUCUGAUAAUAAAUUUCAGUACUUUUUAUAUUC